AAUGACUCAAGAUUAACAUUUCUAUUGGCAUAUUCACAGCCAUCCAUCACACGCCCAACGCAACCAUUAUCAGAUAUAGAGACAAAAUUUUUAUUGAGUGAGCGGAAAAUGUCGUUACUACUCGCGCGUCAUGCACUCAGGCACUCCGCUAAAAUAAGAGGGCUUGUCGCAAAAUCUAAGGCUAGAUGGGAAUCAACGGCUUCGAAAGCAAAUACGUCAACAACCUCACAGGCUACCGAGGGUCUAAGCCGUGUCGCCUCAGCUGCAGGCCCAGUUCUCAAUGGUGCAGUAAAUGGUCUCACUGAAGCCUUAAUAAAAGUUGGAGGUCGAACCGGACGAGUUGUUGCCUUUAUUCAACGACAAAUCCCACCAACGCUCUACUAUGCGCGCGUUGGCCUCGAGCUCUCCAAAUUGGUCUUCCAUGGUCAGAAGAUGAGCCCUCCGCCCAUGAGCACCUUUCAAGUCUACUAUCAGAAACUCGUUCAAAACCUUAGGUAUCCAAGUAGCCUGCUGGGUGCCUCUUCGUCUCUAAACCCUCAGGUUUUACUCAACCGCGCAACCAAUGUCAGCAAAAGUGAUGUAGCAGCCAAAGCUGUCCUUCUCGCAGAGCUCCUUGGAUUUUUCACUGUCGGGGAAAUUCUUGGAAGAAGAAAGCUGAUUGGUUACAGAGGAGAAGUAGCUCAUCACUAG
This is a messenger RNA of Blumeria graminis f. sp. triticale, 690 nucleotides long. Lineage: Eukaryota; Fungi; Ascomycota; Leotiomycetes; Helotiales; Erysiphaceae. The record is from the annotation of a GenBank genome assembly.